Lactuca virosa is the source of this 1905-nucleotide messenger RNA. Lineage: Eukaryota; Viridiplantae; Streptophyta; Magnoliopsida; Asterales; Asteraceae. The record is from the annotation of a GenBank genome assembly.
AUGAAGCUUACAAGUGUUGUACCACAAGUUGAGAUCUAUAGCAUGAGAAAGGGUUCCUGGGACUUAAUUACUCAAACGUUUCCAUUGCACAUCACUCUAAUUAGGAAUCAACCCGAGGUUUGUGUAGAUGGGCAAGAUGGCCAUCUUCAUUGGCUUUGUUAUACUAAUUUUGAGUGGAAGCUACAAAUGGUAGUGGCAUUUGAUUUUGGCACAGAGACCUUCCGUGAGAUCCUUCUUCCAGAUUCUAUACGACAUCACCAUGAAUACCUCGUCUUGGGAGUUUUGGGUGGAAAGCUGUGUGUGAUGUCAAGGGUUGGAGAUGGUGAAUGUGAGGUGUGGGUGAUGGAUGAGUAUGGGGUGGCUGAUUCAUGGGUCAAACAUCAUGUGUUUUCCGAGUUCAGUGGUGUACGUGGGAUAUUCCCAUGUGGAACCACAUUACGCAGUGAAUUCCUUUUUCAAGUUGACCGUGAUCAUUUUGCUUUGUAUGAUCCAAUUGCAGCUGAGCCUAAAACCUUUGAAGUUAUGCAUGGUCUAUAUGGCAUAGCUAAAAUUGUGGGGUACAUAGCCCUCCUUCAGACCUUCACUGUCGGCGAUAUCUCCUCCACCUCCGUCACCAUCGUUGGUUACUGUACCCCGGCCUCCCUCCUUUACCAUCAUCGGCUGCGAUUACGGACUUCCCCUGCUUCACAGUUGUGGCCUCACCGGCGAUUAACUGCUCCUCAGCUCUUAAACCCAAAUAUACAACCUCGAAGUGGAAAUGUGGAAUCACAUAAAGUUUCUGCUGAAAAGGAAAAACAAAGACAGGAGAGGAACCUCACAGAAAUUGCUCAAUUGAGGUGUGUCUGUAAAUCUUGGAAUGCUCUGUUAUCUGAAUCCUCCUUCAUAAAAUCCCACCUCCAUCAUUCAAUCCAUCACAAGGACGAGAUUCUGUUGUUCUUCAGACAUGCAUUUUCUUUUGACCGGAGACCAUUCACAGCACACACCUCUCAUUCUCCCGAUCUCGAACUGACUAAUUUCAUCAAACUCCCGACCAGUCCCCAAUCUAAAGACACUAGGGGUGAUAUUAUUGGAUCUGUGAAUGGCUUAAUAUGCUUCAAAUACGGAUCAUAUGAUUAUGCAAUUCACAUUUGGAACCCUUCUCUGUCUAUGGUAUUAACUCUCCCUCCAUAUUCUUUGCCCAAGGGUGAGUGGAUGGUAAACCAUUUCCGGUUUGGGUAUGAUCCCAAAACUGAUGAUUACAAAGUGGUGAAGCUUACAAAACUUUCCGGUGCAAUCAGCAUGUUAUCACAAGUUGAGGUGUAUAGUAUGAGAAAGGGUUUGUGGCAGUUGAUAACUCAAAGGUUUCCAGCGAACAUCAAAUGGGUUUCCGAUGAAGAGGUAGUUUGUGUAGAUGGGCAUGAAGGCCAUGUUCAUUGGCUUGGUUAUACUGAUAUGGAGCAGAAGUUACAAACGAUAUUGGCAUUUGAUUUGGGUACAGAGACAUUCCGUGAGAUACCUCUUCCAGAUUCUAUACUACAUCUCCAUGAAGAGUGCCUCAAUGCGAUGGGAGUUUUCGAUGGAAAGCUUUGUGUGAUGUCAUGCAUUUUUGAAGCUGGUAAAUGUGAGGUGUGGGUGAUGGAAGAGUAUGGGGUGACUGAAUCAUGGGUCAAACAUCAUGGGUUUUCCCAGUUUAGUGCUGAUAUAGUUCCAUAUGGAUUCACAUUACGUGGUGAAUUUCUUUUUCAAGUUGAUGAAGAUGCUAAUGAUGAUUGUCUUGUUUUGUAUGAUCCAAUUGCAGCCAAGGCUAAAAACUUCAAGAAAAUGGGUAGAAUAACCAUAAGUAAAGUUGUGGAGUAUGUUGAUAGUCUUGUUUGGGUAGUACCUGAGGAGCGUGAGAUAAGCUCCUGCAGCAUCUCCCAGUUUUAA